UUGCGGAGUGACUACAUCACUAGUAUUUAAAAUAUUAUUUAUAGACUAGUUUUUAAUAAUCAUCAAGUAACUUUUUAAUUGUGUCAUUUAAAUUAAGUGCUGUGACUAAUUUUCAUUUUUAAUUCAAAUUUUUUUACAAUAAAUCAUUUCCGCCACAAGUUGAGUCGUUCGCGACUCAUAUCAAUUUAUCGAGGUGGCGUGGGGUACAGCUGUGAUGGAGUUGCAAAGUUGGUUCCUCUAUCACCUGGUAGCCGUCACCGACUGCAAUCAAGUUAGCUGAAUAUUUUAAUUGACAAUUUUAUUUACUGUUAUCGUAAAUACUGGUCAUUAGAAAUCCAAUUACACAUUCAUCACAUUCAUUAUUGAAUCACUGUAAAUUCCACCAGGCUUUUAGUAACCGAUGUUUGAUGUGAUGCAGUCGACGGCUACCGGGGGUGGAGUUUACCCAGGGGGUGGAACGGGUAGCAGAGCACGGGAUUUAGGUUUACGAGCACAAAAAAAAAUUCUCGGACGAGUUGUUUCUUCAAAUGCCGGAAGAUCUCUUUUUAUAGACGACGCUACGACGUCGCUUCUUGACAAUCUCUUCAAGCUUAUGGAGAGAGCAACUAAAAGUAAUCCUAGUCUUGAUAAAAAACAACCGGAGAAAGUUUUAAAGAACAUUGUCAAAUUGUCUAUUAAAAUCGGAUUAUUGCAACGUAAUCAGCAAUUAAAUUCAUCUGACGAAGUGAAAAUAAACGAAAUCCGUUCAAGUUUGAGGGCCGCCGCAAUGUCUGUGGUUUCAUUUUAUGAAUUAGAGUUUAGUUUCGACAGAGUUUACUUAACAAGAUCGUUAGAACGUUGUCGAACAGCUAUAAUAACUUUGAUAAAACCACAUCUGACAGAUAAAUCACAAGAAAGAUGUGACCAAAUAUUUGAUUUUAUAACUCAUCAAGAUUUUCUUGAAUUUGUUUUCCAACAAGAUUCUGAGUUGAGGCCAACACUUGGACUACUUGUUGAUGAUAUUAAUAAAGCAUUAGAUGCUGGCCAUCUUUGAUUUAAUUAUUAACAGAAAAUCCAUUGCGAUAACAAUCAAAAUACAUUUUUUAAAAAUUUAAAUUUUAAAAAAAGUUUAUUAAAUUUAUAAAUUGUUUGCGUCCCAUUUACAAUUUCACAUCAAUUGUCUCUGACUCAGUCAGAAAAUUGUUUAUUAAAUUUUACACGCGUGUAUUUAUGAGAAAAAAAAUAAAAACAUUUUUAAAUUCAUUGUAACAAUAAAAUACCGCGUGGAUUUUUUUGUCGGAAAAAUGUGACAAGUAAAAAAAAACUAUAGAGUAAAAGUGAAAGUCAUGUAAUUGUUUAGUGUAAUUAUUUAAAAACAAUUAUUGCGAUUUUCGCAAUGACAUUAAUAAUAAUAAUCAUAAAUGACUGUAAUAAUCUCUCCAAUAAUUACUUUUAAUAUUAAUGAAUAUGAAUAUAUAAUUAAUAGUGUUUAUAUGUAUAGAUUUUAGUCUUAUUGAAUAUUUAUUAAUUAUUAUUGUUAUUAUCGAUAAUAAUAAUAACUUAUUGAUUAUAAUUGUACUAUUACCAAAAAAAAAAAAACCAAGAAACAAAACUAAGUAAUCGGAGUAAAAAAUGUUUAUCGUGGUUUCCUGCAUGAUAAAACAUACUGCCUAUGCCUCGGAACACCUAAUUAUUAAUUACUAAUUAAUAUUACUGCAAAACAAGUACAUAAAUUAGUGAGAAUAAAAUAUAAAUAAUAUAAUAAAUUGUAAUAUAGUUUUUGGACAAAAUAUUAAUUAAAAUGUUGUGUAUAAUUUAUUUAUUGUGAACAUGAAGAAAAAAUCAAUUAUUGUAAAAUUAAAAUAAUUAAAAAAUUACUCGAAAUUAGUAAUAAUUUUAUACCUGUGUAAAAAAAUUCGUGCAAAUAGUUCGAUCUAAAACUUGUAAACUUGAGACAGAUUUGAUCUUCGAAUAUAACUUUUGUAACUUUGAUAGUAAAAAAAAAGAUUAUCAAGAAUUUUAUGAGCGAAAUUUGAAUGUCAAAAGAACUCGAUUCGAAAAAAGUUUCCAUUUAAAACCAAUAGUCAUAAAAAAAUGUUCAUAAAAAGUUCCAAAUUUGAGGUUAUUGGACUUUUUCGAAACGAGGAUAAAACUUAGAAGAAAUAUGUUUUAAAAACGUUCUUUUUAAUUCAAAUUUUGCACAUAAAACGAUUGAUAACCUUUAUUUUUACUAUAGAUAUUACAAAAGUUCAAAAAAAUUCCACUCGAAGUUCAAAUCUGUCUCUAGUUUGGAAGUUCCAUAAGUAGAACUUUUCUGGAAUCUUUUUUCAUGAAUUUUUUUUUACACAGGUUAAUAAAAAAAUAAAUAAAUAAUUAAUUAUCAUAAUUGAUUAGUGAUACACAUUUAUUUGAAUACUUAAUGGAUAAAUAAAAAAAAAUUAUUUGUAUACGUACAAUAUACAUAUGAGCAAUUCUUAAAAAAAAAUUUUAAUCGACUCUUUAUAUUUAAAUUAAAAGGGACGUAGGAUUAUA
Molecule: messenger RNA, 2511 nt
Organism: Microplitis demolitor
Lineage: Eukaryota; Metazoa; Arthropoda; Insecta; Hymenoptera; Braconidae
Gene: sigmar
Product: tumor necrosis factor alpha-induced protein 8-like protein
Exons: 5
Coding region: 401-1033 (210 amino acids)
Biological process (GO): regulation of apoptotic process
Cellular component (GO): cytoplasm
Source: RefSeq, a predicted model, not a curated record